CACACACACAGAGACAGACAACACAACAACAACACGACAGCAUGGAGGAGGUCUGAGCCUGCAGGGGGACAGGAAGAAGAUAACAAGACGGAACAUUUGGCUGAAGAUGGAUUCACACCCGCUGAUAAACGCCAUGGACCCGUCCAUCACGCUGUGGCAGUUCCUGCUCCACUUACUGGAGGACCAGCGGCAGCGUCACCUGAUCUCCUGGACAGGUGAGGAUGGAGAAUUCAAGCUUCUGGACGCUGAAGAGGUCGCACGAUUGUGGGGGCUCCGCAAGAACAAGCACAACAUGAACUACGACAAACUAAGCCGGGCCCUCAGAUAUUACUACGACAAGAACAUCAUAAAGAAAGUGAGCGGUCAGAAGUUUGUUUACAAGUUUGUCAGUCAGCCUGACCCCUCCCUGCCUGAGGGGGUACGUAACGGAGAGGAGAGCCAGAGGAGGGACAGCACUGACCCAAACAGCCAAUCAAAAGGCCUUGGGGGCGUUGCCUCAACCUGUCAGUCAAAGGGCUUGCCCCAGCGCUCGUCACCCAGCAGCUCCCAGAAAAGCUCCAGGAACGACUACAUGAAGUCUGGCCUUUACUCCACCUUCACCAUCCAGUCACUGCAGGCCUCACCCAACCCACGGCCAAUCAAAACAGAGCUGCUACUGCAACAAGACCCCGCCCCCAAGGUUGAUCGCACGCCCAGAGAGGUCUGUGUAUUAUCAGAGUCUAAAUCCUCUCCGUCAGUAAGUGGAGCUGUUGACUCUGCUCUCCAGGUGAUCGUCACUCAGCCGUCACCCUGUCCGACGCCCGCCCUCAGUCCUCAGAUACCAGCCAACACCACCAGCCAAUCACAGAAUCCUCCUGCUCCUCCUCUGGGCGACCCUCCCCAGAUUUAUCUCACCAGCGUUGGGGAUUCAUCCUCCCUCACCCCCCUCAUCCCUCUGGGUUCUGUUGGUGGGUCCGCGAGUCCUGUCCCUCCCCCCCAUGUUACCAUGGGCCUCCAGGGGCCGCAGCAGGACGACUGUGGGGGAGUCACCAACCCCGCCAGCUUCCCACCACAGCCCCACGUUGCUCCUCACUCAACUCACCCGUCGCCUGUCUUCGUCAUCAUCAACCCUCCUCCCCCACAGCAGCAGCAGCAGCAGCAGCAGCAGCAGCAGCAGCAGCAGCAGCAGCAGCAGCAGGUGGCCAUGACACCUGUUCCUCCCUCUGUUGCACCUCCUCCCUCUGUUCCUCCCCCCGCCCAUCCUCCUCCCCCCAUCGUCAUCAAGGAGGAGAACCUGCCAUCAGAGGAGGAGCUGCUGGAGAUGGUGUCUCUGGAGGAGAAACAGGUGGAUGAGGUUCCUCAGGUGAUCUGUGGUUCGGGGCAACCAGAGCCCCCCCUCACCAUCGUGGAGAGCCCGUCCCCUCCCUGCAUGGAGCCCGGGGUAGGAGGGCAGCAGCCUGCAGGGGAGGGGGGAGCAGAGGGGGAGGGCAAGGACAUGCUAACAGAUCCCUCCGACCCUCCAGUAACAUCGUCCUCAGCGGUGACCCCUCCUGUGACCCCCGCCUUGGACGCUGCUCCUCCCAAACCAAAGAAGCCACGAGGCCUGGAGCUGCCCUCCUCCCCUUCCCUCCCUCCUGGCCUCUCCUUGGAUAAGGUGAAUGCAGCUGUUAACAGUUUACUGGCUCCUGGAUCAGCAACCAACACACUCACCCCGACUGUCAUCACCUCCCACGCUCUGACUCCGGUGCUGCUGACUCCCAGUCCUCUUCCCUCCACCAUCCACUUCUGGAGCACGCUCAGUCCCAUAGCUCCUCGCUCCCCGGCCAAACUCUCCUUCCAGUUUCCCACAAACGGCAGUAAUCAGAUCCACAUCCCGGCCCUGAGCGUCGACGGUCUCUCCACCCCUGUGGUCCUCUCCCCUGGCCCCCAGAAACCCUGAGCUCCCUGCCCCCCUCACACAGCUCCUCACUGGGCACAGAACUCACCUGAUGGUCCGCUGGCCUCCUGGAGGAGAACUGGAUCUGGGCUGACUCCAGAACCAUUUAAGCGCGUCGUCUGACUGGUAAGAGUGGGAGGUUUGAUGGUUCACGGGGACCCUUCACUGGCGGAGAAUCCUGGAGAAACCAGAAACCAGUUUGUUGAAGGUCGGAGCCUCUGAACUCCGCUGCCAAAUAUUUAAGCCAGAGAGCAGGUGGAUGUCUGAGCUGCGUCCUCUUUCAGCCACUUCCCUCGCUUGAGAAGCCGACAGUUUAAAGACAGUUGGUGACGACGACGAUGAUGAUGAGGUGGAGGGAUGCAAGUUUUCUUCUUCUACUGAGGGCUUCAACUAAUGAUGUAACUGUAGAUAAAGAUAGUUUUUAACUGACUGUUCCUUCAGUCCGACCAACGCCUGAAAACUGAUUUAGUUUAUGAUGAAGUCACAUGGGCAGAAGCAGAAAACUGGAACAAGAUUGUUUAAAGUUUUUACUGGAGAAAUGAAAAACAUUCAGACAUCUGUUAAUUCUUUUAUGGAUCGACUGACGACCUGUUUUCCGGUGGAUUCGUCUCGACUCAGACAGGAAAGAUGUUUAUUUUAAAUCUGACCUGAUCAGAUGAAAAUGACCUAAGCCUUAUUAAUAUUCAUGAGGAAACACCUGGACCCGGGCAGAGCUGAAAUCCGGAUCAGUCUCAGAUCUCUCUCGCUGGAUCUUUUCGGGGCUUUUUGCUCUUAUUGUCUGUUUUUUAAAACAUGGUUAUUUAUUCCUGUUCCCUGUUUCCAGCAGUGUUCGCUGCAGGUUCUUGAAUAUAACUCGACUGUUGUACGGCUCUGGACUGUAACAGGUGUGUUUGAUUUCAACACUCCCACAUGACUUUUCUCCCGUUGGAACAGAAACAGCAUCGUUCUCUAAACUCACCUUUGCUCAGUAAGGUUUGUGCUUUGCUCUUAUUGGCCGCUUUUUAAGGCCACGCCUUCCCACACUUAUGCAUGGCCUGUUAUUGGACUGAACUGCUCAGCAUCACGAAUUGACCAGUCAGAGCAGGGAGGAUGAUGAUAAUGAUGAUGAUGGACCUGAGCUGCAGAGUUUUUACACAGCCAAGGUAUUUCUCUAUAAAAGUCUCUCAAUGGGACAGAUUGUAUAUUUUUAAAAGAGUCUUUGAAUUUCAAGAAGCUGAAGUGUCGUCUUGUGGCUCUACAGGAGUGAACUGUUUGGAUUUAAAGGUUUUAUUGACCAUGCAGUCACAUUCCUUUGGCUUUAAAAUGUUGAUGGACGUGUUUAUUGGUUAUUAACUGUUUAAUUUCAACCUUUCAUUCCAGAUGUACAGUGGAUUUUAGUUGAGCAGCUCUGAUGGAUGAAUGUUUUUUUAUUCCUGAAAGCCUCGGAUUCAUGGCCUUGUAAAUCUGCAGCGAUGUUGCCACAAGUCGACACAGUUUUCAUGUCGUUUCCAUCCAGAGUUCAGACGGAGCGAAGACACUGAUCUGAGUUUCAACAGUGAGACGCCUCGCUCGAAAAAAUACUUCUCAACUUUAACUUUGAACUGACACGAGUGACAGAAACUUGGGAGGAGGAGUGGGAAGCGAGUCGGUAGUGUUGGGAUGUUUUGGGGCUGCGGAGGUGAUGAAAAGAUGAAAGCAGCUCGACUUUCAGUGAAGCUGGAUCCUCAGACUCGUUAUAGCAGCGCAAAUCAGCUCAAAGCUUUAGUCUCAAGUUAUCACCUGACAACUGAGUGACUCAAAUCACCUCAGAUUUACCUGUACAGGUGAAGUAAAUCCACGUAUUGAUUUCAACUUAAACUUAAACAGCUGACCUGAGUCCACGCAUCCAGUCUCACUGAGGCUCCUUUGUCACUUGUGGCAACAUCAACGUCUGUUUUUACCUGAAGCAUCCAAAGUGACAACGAACCGUCUGUGGACAGACUCUGAUGGUUCUUUUGAAAAGACUGUUGUUGUUGUUGUUGUUGUUGUUGUUAUUUGUGAUGCUAGCUGAACUCUGUGGUUGCCAUGGUAACCUGAUCUGACUGUUGCUGACCUGCAGGUCGCUGUUGUUGCUGAAGCUCCUCGUGAUGACGCCGUUAACGUGUUUCUGUGCUUCUGUGUGCAACGACAAGGCUGC
Seriola dumerili (greater amberjack) is the source of this 4070-nucleotide messenger RNA. RefSeq names its product ELK1, ETS transcription factor (gene elk1). The record is from RefSeq and is a predicted model, not a curated record. The transcript is spliced from 11 exons. NCBI's taxonomy places the organism in Eukaryota, Metazoa, Chordata, Actinopteri, Carangiformes, Carangidae. Gene Ontology annotation, molecular function: sequence-specific DNA binding; DNA-binding transcription factor activity, RNA polymerase II-specific. Gene Ontology annotation, biological process: cell differentiation; regulation of transcription by RNA polymerase II. Gene Ontology annotation, cellular component: nucleus. The coding region runs from base 107 to 1918 and encodes 603 amino acids.